This is a messenger RNA of Cryphonectria parasitica EP155, 1158 nucleotides long. RefSeq names its product NAD(P)-binding protein. The record is from RefSeq and is a predicted model, not a curated record. The transcript is spliced from 5 exons. The coding region runs from base 172 to 993 and encodes 273 amino acids. Gene Ontology annotation, molecular function: oxidoreductase activity. NCBI's taxonomy places the organism in Eukaryota, Fungi, Ascomycota, Sordariomycetes, Diaporthales, Cryphonectriaceae. Gene Ontology annotation, cellular component: cytosol.
AUUUCUUCUUCUUUCGUACACAGAGAUCCUAUUGACCAUCACAUGUUCCUCAAGGCGAGAACAGCAUCCCGCACUGUCCAGCGUCUUCUCGUCUCGCCUCGUCAUCCCUCACUUGCUCUCACAGCCAGCAUUGCUGCUACCACCACUACCACCAGCAUCCUAAGAAGAACCAUGGCUUCCUCCGCUGCUGCCAGGCGUCUCCAGGAUAAGACGGUCCUCAUCACGGGCGCAUCAUCCGGCAUCGGCAAGAGCUGCGCCUUCGAGUUUGCGCGGACGGCGCCCAAGAACGGACUCAGGAUCAUCCUGACGGCGCGCCGGGUGGAAACGCUGCAGCAGAUCGCGGCAGACAUUGAGAAGGAGACCGAAGGGGGUGUGAAGGUGCUGCCCGUCAAGCUGGACGUGAGCGAUCCGGCGCAGGUGAAAGGCCUGGUGCCGGGGCUGCCAGAAGAAUGGAGGGGUAUUGAUGUGCUUGUGAACAACGCAGGCUUGGUCAAGGGCGUCGCCAAGGCCCCCGAGAUCGCGGAGGAGGACAUCAAAGUCAUGUUCGACACCAACGUGACGGGCCUCAUCAACAUGACGCAGGCAGUGCUGCCCAUCUUCAAGACGAGGCCCGACGGCGGCGCGGGCGAUGUCAUCAUGAUCGGCUCCAUCGCCGGCCGGGAACCGUAUGCCGGUGGUAGCAUCUACUGCGCGACCAAGGCGGCGGUCCGUAGCUUUACGGAUGCGCUGCGGAAAGAGCUGAUCUCUACGCGGAUUCGGGUUAUUGAGAUAGACCCUGGCCAGGUCGAGACGGAGUUUUCUGUCGUCCGAUUCUACGGAGACAAGGCCAAGGCGGACAAGGUCUAUGAGGGUGUGCAACCUUUGACUCCUGACGAUAUCGCCGAGGUUGUCGUCUUCACAGCGACUCGAAGGGAGAAUGUCGUGGUCGCUGAUACGCUGAUUUUCCCACAGCACCAGGCUUCACCGGGACAGCUGUACAAGAAGUCGGCUUGAAAUGGGUAGGGAUGUGGUCCUAUAAUGUGAGGGACAUAUCGAAGGCGUGUUGUGCUGUUCCUUCAAGAUUCUUCUACCUUCUUAAAUUAGUCGCUGGAUAUUCAUUGGAAUAAAGAUGGAUAUGAAGCAUAUAGAAUAGAGAAUGGACUUGCCGUGUAACACUUG